AAAGCUUAAGUUAAUGUCUUUGAAUUUCAGUUCCCGAACCAGCAAAUACGCUCAUGUUCAAUGUACAGCCAGAUGAAAUUUUGAUUCCAGGCAAUCGGGCAGGAAUUCUGUUUUCAAUUCAUUCUCCGUACGAAGCUGUGAAUCCCUUUGAAAGAGGUAUAUUCAUGAAAGCUGGAAGAACAUACAAGAUAUAUGUAAGCUUGAAAAAGGAAAUUUUGCUGCCGCUGCCAUAUAAAACGAAUUGUCUUAAUUACACUGCGGAAUGGCUUAAAAAUGAUAGAUCUGGUCCACGAACGAAAAAGAUGUGCAUAGACAAAUGUCUCCUGGAAGCUUCUUUAAGAGUUUUCAACUGUUCUGUAGUUAUGAUCCUCUACCCGAAUAAAGAAAGAGUGUGUCUUGACCGUAAGUAAAUGCAA
Molecule: messenger RNA, 416 nt
Organism: Stegodyphus dumicola
Lineage: Eukaryota; Metazoa; Arthropoda; Arachnida; Araneae; Eresidae
Product: acid-sensing ion channel 3-like
Biological process (GO): sodium ion transmembrane transport
Cellular component (GO): plasma membrane
Molecular function (GO): ligand-gated sodium channel activity
Source: RefSeq, a predicted model, not a curated record